Molecule: messenger RNA, 363 nt
Organism: Alternaria conjuncta
Lineage: Eukaryota; Fungi; Ascomycota; Dothideomycetes; Pleosporales; Pleosporaceae
Exons: 2
Coding region: 1-363 (120 amino acids)
Biological process (GO): DNA repair
Molecular function (GO): catalytic activity
Source: RefSeq, a predicted model, not a curated record
AUGUCGAAACAGCAGAAGGUUACUCAAUAUCAAGAGCGCGUUUAUACAGCCCUCCAGAUGAUCCCAGAGGGUCGCGUCACGACGUAUGCCGCCAUCUCAAAGGCUUUGAACAGCUCUCCUCGCGCGGUGGGUGGUGCGCUGCGCGUCAACCCGUUCUGUCCAGAGGUACCAUGCCAUCGGUGUAUCGCCAGUACUGGUUUCGUUGGCGGAUACAAGGGUGACUGGGAGAAAGCACCCAGCGGCCAGAACCAGGAUUCGAAGCUGCAGCUGCUGAAUGAAGAAGGGGUCUCGUUCAAUGCAGAUGGAUUCUUGGUCGAUAAGACAUUGCUGUGGGAUGAUUUUGACGUGGAAAAGUUGAAGUAA